Microplitis mediator is the source of this 2903-nucleotide messenger RNA. RefSeq names its product homeobox protein DLX-4-like. The transcript is spliced from 3 exons. The coding region runs from base 168 to 1076 and encodes 302 amino acids. The record is from RefSeq and is a predicted model, not a curated record. NCBI's taxonomy places the organism in Eukaryota, Metazoa, Arthropoda, Insecta, Hymenoptera, Braconidae. Gene Ontology annotation, molecular function: DNA binding.
UGCCCACAGGCUGGGUACUCCUAUAAAUUGGCAUACCUGGAGGCUUCCGACCUCAGUUACCUCUGUGGCUUCCAUUAGUUAACCUCGCCAUCUAAGUUCUAACUUAUUACAGUUUAAACUUCCGAUAUUUUAUUAAAUUUAACAAUUUAAUAAAUAACCAAGUUAAAAUGUCUAUUUCUGAUAUUAAAUCGCUAUUGAAGGACUAUCUUCCAUCAUCGGAUUUUCCAACUUACGCAUCUUCACCAGAAAGUAUACGAUCAGAAGAAUCAAUUUCUUUUCCAUCCUCCAUUUCCGAUGAAGUCCAGUUUUCUGAACACCCCUUGGAAAAUAUUGUGAAAGUGGAGAAAGAUGAAGUUGAAACACAAGAUAGUAGUAUCUCAAAAAGAAAACUGCGAACUGCAUUUACCGACAAGCAACUUCUUUGUCUGGAGAAAUUAUUUGUGGCGGACAAAUUUCUAAAUCGUCCAAAAAGAAUUAUCACUGCAAAAAAAUUAGGACUCAGUGAAAGACAGGUAAAAGUAUGGUUUCAAAAUCGUCGGAUGAAAGACAGAAGACCAUGCAAGAAAGGCGGAGACGGCAACAACGGAAAAAACAACUCAUGUUACGAUGAAAAAGACAUAAAAAAAAUAAUAAAUCCGUUGAUCGCCGAAGAAGAUGUAAAAUUUAGAGGAACAAAUGGAUCGGCUGGAUAUGGUUCAACUGUACAUCGUCAUCAUCAUCAUCAUCUACCACAAAAUGUUGAGUUGAACAGCAAAACAUACGAUAGUUAUUAUUCAAAUGAGAGCUAUGAUUAUGAUAACUCUGACACCAAAGUAUAUAAUAGUGAUUAUUACCAUUACCCCACCUCCAAUGCAAUUAAUAAUAUCCACAAUAAUUAUGGAUAUUAUUCACAACCUGAUGAUAAAUACGCAAAUUACGACUAUGUUAACUACUAUACUACUAAUGAAAUCACUGCUAGUGACUUUAACUUAUACACAACCAGAGAAAGACAGAAUUCAGAACAAAGUUGUAAUUCUUCCAUAAAAUCUGAACCAUCAUUUGAUUCAAGCGACGAUAAUACGAAAUUUUAUUUUUAAGCCUUUCGCCUGACAAUUAAGUUAUGAAAACAAUUUAUCAAUUAUGCACUCCAAGUCUAAGUGUGUAGUUAAUACACUCUAAAACCAAAUAUGCAGUCAAAAUUAACACACUUGCCAAAUAACAUUGAAACGCCAUAAGAAACACUGAUAGAAAAACUAUCUUGAUUCAAGAAAAACUUUUUUUUCAAAAUGUGGUUCUUGUUUCAAAAUUUUUAAUUGUUUUAAUUCAAGAAAUAAGUCCUUGAACCAAAAAAUUGAAAUUCUCGGAUAGAGAAAAAAAAUUCUUUGUUUGAGAAUUUGAUUUUUCGAUGAAGUCUUUUUUGUUUUGAAACAAAAUUCUGACAUAUUUCGUUCAAGAAUUUCUUACUCUUGGAUUGAGAUAGGCAAAAUGUGGGUUUAAGACAUUACCGACUCGUUUCGAAAAUGGCGCGAUUUUAAAAUCAAGAUAUCAAUUUACUCAGCUUGAAAAAAAACUUUUUUUUUUUAUUUUAAAAGUAAAAAGUUUUAAAGUGAUUUUUUAGGACUACAUUCAUUUACUUCAGAUAUGUUAAAGUAGAAAUUUAUUUUAAAAAAAAAUUUUUUUUUUCAUUACUUAAAAAACAUCUUCUAUCAAGGAAUUAUUACUUGAACCAAAAAUUUAAAGUUCUUAAAAUAAUAAUACGACAUUUUUAGUUGAAGACAAGUGGUCUUGCUUGAAGAAUUCGAUAGUAUCGAUUGAAGAUAAUAUAGUUUCGGGUCAAGACACGAGAGUUAUCCAUCGAAGAUACAAAAUCUAUAGAGCCAAGAAAAUCUAAAUCAAGACAAGAAUUUCUUGAAGCAAGACAACUGAUUUUCUUCAGAAAUAAAUUCUUGGCUCAAGAAAAUAUUUCUUGAGUCAAUAUAAAUUUUCUAUCAGUGAAUCUAUAGAUAUUUAACACACCGUGAAACGUGUUUUAAGUGACUACAAAAAACUAUAGUUUUGUUUAUGGCCUUAAACAUAGGACACAUUUAAUAUGUGUUAAAAUAAUACACUUGUAAAACACUUGGUUUUAGAGUGCAUUAGCACAUUUGCAAUAUACUCUUUAAAUAUUAUAAACUAUAAAAAACUAUAGCUUUACUUAUGGUCUUAAAAGUCGAACACAUUUAACAUAUGUUAAAAUUAUACGUUUGUAACAAACUUGGCUUUAAAGUGUAUUCACAUUUUUUAAUUCUUUUAAAAAUUAGUUCUAGUCACAUGAAGUAUUAUUGGAUCUAAAAACUCAUAUUGUUGGGAGGGAAAAUACGAAAUAUUUGUCAUAAGUAUUGCAAUAUUAAUAAUUUAUUAUCUCGCUAUUAUUGUAAAUAUCGUUCUAAAUUAUUUUUCUUUUUAAAUUAAUUGUAAGGAGAUGUUGAGCAUUCCUAAUGAUUCAAGUUAUUGCAACUGUCAUAUUAAAAUUUAGUAUAAGAAAUUACAAGCUAUUUAUAUAUCACGCUAAUUUAUUGAAUGUUUAUAAAUAUUAUCUGAGCACUUAUAUACAAAAUUUUAGAUAAAUUUUUUCCUCACCUCCGGGUGGAAAGCGACAACUUUCGUUCUGCGGUGCGAAACGAAGUUGCUGCUUUCCGCCUCCGUCGAGAAAAAAAAUAGUAUACACUCGGGAAGUAAAUUAGAAAGCCUCAGAUCACAUGUUUGUUGAUCUCCGCUUCGAAUCGGCCUAGUUGUGUAAUAUACUAUUUUUUCCCGGCUAUAUAUCGAAUAGAAUAUAUAUUAUGUAACAAUAAAAUCUAGGUAAAAAUUAGUGAUAAUAUUUAUUUAUUCAAAUUUUAUACAUCCUGUUUUUAUAUAAAUAACUCAUGUAUUAAUAAUUUUAU